This is a messenger RNA of Lineus longissimus, 4215 nucleotides long. RefSeq names its product leucine-rich repeat-containing protein 74A-like. The transcript has 12 exons. The coding region runs from base 121 to 2328 and encodes 735 amino acids. The record is from RefSeq and is a predicted model, not a curated record. Gene Ontology annotation, molecular function: calcium ion binding; protein binding. NCBI's taxonomy places the organism in Eukaryota, Metazoa, Nemertea, Pilidiophora, Heteronemertea, Lineidae.
CAUAUGUGGCACGUUCAAAUGUCGAAGCUAAUGAUUUAUUGCAAUGAUCUGACUGUGGGCCAUUAAUAUUUCGAGUGGUUUCCACUGUCCGUCUAGCAAUCCGUACUGGUCGCAAGGUAUAUGCCAUCGGUGAUAAUCAUGGGGGACCAGCGGCCCGAACCUAGCAUGCCUAAAGGAAUACUGAAGAAACCCAAGUCUCCGAGACAGGCUGAAUCCAUUUCUGUCGGAGUACUGAAGAAACCGAGGUCAGAGUCACCAGAACAGCCCGUGUCAAUUUCUAGGCCAUGCACUGGAGAGAAGAAUGAAGACUUGGAAUCUCGUGUAUCCGAACCUAGGUCAAGUCUUUCCUACCAAAACGGAAAUAGGACGCCUGUUCCACGUCAAUCGAAAAGUGCUACACUGAGAAGAACUCCAACACCAAAAACUAAAGCUAAAACUAAAGGUGAGGAAGCAGAGUUUGAACACGUUUCGGGAGAAUCCACACCUAUCAUGCCUGUAGAGACACCACCGGUAACACCGAUGAAGUCUCCGAAGACUACGCCACCCGAAGGAAAAAAACGCUUGAGCAUAAAGGAAAUGCGCGAGCUGCGGGCGGAGGUCAUCCGUAGGAGGAGGCUAGCAAAAGGCGAGUUUCCUGACAAUGAUGAUAUCAAGCCACGCAGGCCAGGUCAACUGCCGUGGCGGAAGAAGAAAGACACACCAAUGACUGACAUCACCAAUGAAAGUGACCUCGAUUCGGAUCUGGAGGAGGAACUGAAACUGCUGGAAUUGGCCGGGAAUAUACGAAAUGCAGGUUACGACCCGACAGGGAAGCAAGCGUAUCUUGAUGCGUGUGCUAAGUACGAAACGACGCCAAUAUCUACAUUCAUCAAGGGAAUUGAAAAUAAAGAGUUGAUUCUUAGGUAUCGGGGGAUUGGAACUCGUGGGGCUCGCGCCCUUGCCUCGGCUUUAGAAGUGAAUCCGAAUAUGGAACAUGUAAUACUUAGUGGAAACUUCAUCGAAAGCCAAGGUGGAUUCUACAUAUCAGAGGCCUUGCGGGAUAAUGCAUACGUUACCGAAUUGGAUCUUGCUGAAAAUUAUCUUGGCGGUGUUGGUGCUUGUGCGAUUUGUGAUAUGUUAUGCGACAACAAGGUGUUGGUCGAGUUAGAUUUAUCAGGAAAUAGUCUGGAAGACUCCGAUGCUGCGGUGUUCCAACACAUGCUUAUGGAAAACCGUCACUUGAAGAAAUUACGGUUAGCUCACAACCACUUCGAGGACGUAGCUGGGCGAUGUUUUGGAGAUGCCUUGGUAGAGAAUUGUACGUUAGAGUCAUUAGAUCUAAGUUGGAAUCAUCUCCGGCUGAAUGGUGCUAAACGUCUGUGUCAUGGAAUACAGGAAAAUAUUGGCCUGAAGCGUUUGGAUGUGUCUAUGAAUGGGUUUGGUAUUGAGGGGGCACAGGCAAUGGCCGCAGCAAUAAAGAUUAACCGUUCACUUCUGAGGUUGAACAUGAGUAGGAAUAGGAUUCCAGAGACGGGGGGAACCAUAUUGGGUGAAAGCCUCAAGGUCAAUGAAACACUAAAGGUCUUCAAGUGUGCACGGAACCCUAUUCUGCCUGAUGGUGCUAUGAAUAUCUUAUUAGGAAUUGACAAAAAUGCUGGAAGUGCUAUGGAAUUCCUGGACCUCUCGGACGAUUUUGUUCGAAAGGACUUCGUGGAAUUAAAGGAUAAACUGGAGAAAGACCGAGUGAUGAGGAUACUGCACGGCACGAUCAUCAGUGACUUGAACUUUGAACCAGAACAAAACCUGGUUAUGGAGCUCAAGACAGGAAUCAUGGACGACCCCAUGACUAAAGUUAGGAAUUAUUGUGACAAGGCUGGUCUGCGUUUGAUCGACCUGUUCAAACAGUUUGAUAAGGACCAGAGUAUGUCAUUGACGAGGGAGGAGAUCAGAAAGGGCAUCAAGGUGAAAAAGAUAAAGAUGUCAAAAAAAGAAAUUGAUGCUCUUCUUGAUCAACUCGACACAGACGGAGAUGGUGAGAUCGAUUACGCCGAGCUGGUGUUCGGUGAUAAGAUGCAUCGGGGCGUGAAGAGACGAGUAAAAGCAAUGAAUAUCGAGAGAACGAGGCGAAUGUCCAUUUUGGCGGAAAUGGCAGACCCCACCAUCAAGGUGGUCAACAAACAAGUUUCGAUGUCCGAACUGGUCGAUGAAGUAUUGUGGAUUGAAGACAAUCGGGCGGAGUGGCAUAAGAAAGUUGUUGGCAUAAAAGAAGAACGGAUAAAGGAAUCUUCGAGUGAGGACGAGGACGACGAUAAGGGAAGGAUUAAGGGUGUGCUCGGUGGAACUGCUUAAUCGAAAUAAAAUAGUUAUGUGCUUGACAAAGAUUGGAGGGAUAUAUUUGCAAGAGUCAGGUGGGCCAGAUUAAGAUACACGAGGUCGCCAAAAGGUGUUUCUACUACAUGGGGUUUCUUUGGCACAGUCAAUGAUUGUAUGUGGCGUAUCUUUGUGGUAAACUGUGCAAAUUAGUCGCCAUGAGACUACCACCUGUCUAUAUAUAGUGCCCCUACAAUAACCAAACAUUUUAUGAUACUUGGUAUAACUAGCAAUAGUGUACUCUGACUGCCCACAUAUCUAAGUUUGUCUGUCAAAAAGAGCAGGAAUGUCACUCGUCCAAUGAAAACUCCAAUUUUACUCUAAAUUCUACUCUUCGGCCAAGUUGUUCAAAAUGAGGUAGUCACUGUUGCCAUGGGUCAAGGGCGAUUAAUGUGACGAUCCGUUUGACGGAUAAGCAGGCAAUGGUAAAGCAUUUGUUUUGGGAUAAUAUGGGGGUGCUGAUAUGAAAAAUUAACUUAUCCUAUAAUAUUCAAAAAUUAAGGGUGAGUCAGAGUAAUUAACAUGCCAAGUAUUUAGGCCACUACUAUACGAUUCCUUGCACCCUUCAGAGAGGAUUAGAAGGGCCAAUGAACCAGCCUAAUGGGUACCACAGGUGGAGAAAAACAUUUCAUUUUACAGUACAUGUACUUUCAAAGCCCUCCACACUCUCAACUACAAUCUGGGGGUAACGACUUUGACCAAAUUUCGGCCAUUUAUUAAGGAUGUCAACAACUCUUAUGAAAGUGAAGGCCAAGUUAGUGACUUAACUUGUUUUGAACAACCGCGGGCUCUGGUUUUAUUUAAACAUGAUUGUUCUCUUAUCCUUGAUGACACGCUUUGCACGGUCUGUUGAUCAUAAGAAUUAAACAAUGUUGUAUAAUACGGAUGCACCGGACAUGUCGGAGGCAUGGCCGCGUAAUGCCGGUGCCUGCGCAGCGGCAGCGCUGCUGAAGAUCACAACCGCGCGAAUUCAAUUACGCGACACUCGUCAAUAAUCUUCUUUUUUUUAUAUGUUGGUCCAAAAAUUCGAUUACAGAUGAGAAUAGAGAACAGGUCACUGAGAAGGAUAUGGAUGUCAGGAUCGUAAAUAUUGGUAAUGGAUGGUGAUGAUGCUUACAUGUACAUUUAAGUUGUAACAUGCUAGGAAAACUGUUUUUUGGUAUAAGACAUACAUGUACUGUUGAUAAUUCCUUCAUGAUUAACAGAUUCAAUGGAUAAUACCUAUGCAAUUGUUUCUGUUUCCUAACAGUGCUAUAAUAUAUUCGAGUUAUGCACUAAUUAUAAGUGCAAAUAACGUUGCUUUGGGUCAAUGUGGCCGAGGGCAACUAUUUGGGUAUAGCCCAUAUACUUGUAGUUGAUGGAACGCGAGUGGUAAAACGCCAAAUGAAAUAAGAAAGCUGUCGUGCAUGUACGUCUCAAUAGUCCAAGCCAUUAACUGCCCUCGCCAUUUAUAAAUGACUUUUCGACUACAGUGUUAUGCACCUUGUUCUGUGUUGAUAAAGAAACACAAUCGCUUUUAUUGAAUUACCGUACACGGAGAUUGAAUCAAAACAAAGCACCUUCACAUCAAUAUGCAAUAUGAGAUAUUCCGAUAUGAGAAUAUCAGUAUGACACUAUGAAAGGUGUUUCGUUAACAAGAUGCAGCUUGUUUGUCUAAUUGGCAGCGAUUCCAUGCGUGCCCAGGACAAACUGAUAUGGAUCAGGUGAUUAGUAUUUGUCUGUUUAGGACAAUGCCAUGCUCAUCUAGGCGAACAAUUAGCGCCUCGAAUUCGUUAGACGUUAAUGAUCAUACCCUUCAGGAGAUGGUAAAAUGAGGAAUCGACUUCUUAUGUUUGUAUAUUUGAAUAAAGAAUACGUCUUAGAAAA